UCUGUCAGUUUGUUUUGAUUUUCCAAGUGCAGCGUGUUUUUGGAUUUUCUCUGAAUUUUUGGUAAAAUUCUAAUUAAUAAUUUGAUUUAAAGUGAAAAUUGUAAAAAUGGAAGAUAGUGGUGCAAUGGAGAAGAAGAAGGAGCAUAGGAAGAGGAAAUCCGGUGUAAAGGCGGAAAAGAAGAAAAAUAAGGGAAAACCCAAAGGAGAUGAGAUGGCAGAGCGUCAGAAGAAUCCUAAAGCCUUUGCCAUUAAUUCUGCACAGCGGGCUGAAAGGAAGUUUCGCAGAAAGGAGGAUUUGACAGCGAAGAAGCAACACAUUCCCCUUGUUGAUCAGACUCCGGAAGAGCCUCCGCCGUUUUUAAUUGCUGUGGUUGGACCCCCAAAGGUGGGUAAGUCCACAUUAAUUCGGAAUCUUAUUAAGAGCUUCACAAAGACCAAUGUGACAGAGAUUAAGGGUCCCAUUACCAUUGUAACGUCUAAGAAAAGGCGGAUAACGUUGAUUGAGUGCAACAAUGAUGUUAAUUGCAUGAUUGAUAUUGCCAAAUGUGCAGAUCUUGUAUUAUUGAUGUGCGAUGCCAGUUUUGGUUUUGAGAUGGAAGUCUUUGAAUUUCUCAAUAUUUGCCAAGUGCACGGAAUGCCCAAGAUUAUGGGGGUUUUGACGCACUUGGACGUUAUUCGGAAUGCCAAGACUCUGAAGAAGCGAAAGAAGGAAUUGAAACACAGAUUCUGGACGGAAGUGUACAAUGGGGCUAAGUUAUUUUAUUUGUCAGGGUUACUCCAUGGGGAAUACUUGAGGAAUGAGAUUAAGAAUUUAGGCAGAUUUAUUUCUGUGAUGAAAUUGAGACCGCUUUCCUGGCGGGGAGCUCAUAGUUAUAUCCUGGCUGAUCGAAUGGAGGAUAUCACGAGUACUGAAGAGAUCAGAUUGAAUCCAAAGUGUGAUCGUCAUGUGGUGCUUUAUGGAUAUGUUAGGGGAGUACCGUUGAAUAAGGAAUUUAUGGUGCAUAUUGCGGGAUUUGGUGAUAUUCGGAUUGAGGAAUUGAGUGCUCUAGCAGAUCCCUGUCCACUUCCGUCUGGAGAGAAAAAACGGAGUCUCUUGGAGAAGGAGAGACUCCUGUAUGCUCCAAUGUCAGGAGUUGGAGGUUUGGUUUAUGACAAAGAUGCUGUGUAUAUUGAUCUUCAAGGAUCACACAGUCAUCAGGAGACUGAAGAAAAUACAGAACAGAGAGACAUUGUCAAUGCGUUUAUUGAGAAAAAGGAGACAUUGGAUAGGCAAAUUGAGAAUCAAGAAUUCAAAUUAUUCUCCGACGGAGAAGCUAUUAAAUCCCAGGAUUUCAGGGAUGAUCGAAAUGAGGAUUCUGAUCGUGCUUCGAGUGAGUCAGAAGAAGAAAGUGAAGAUGAUGAUUCUGGGAUGGAAGAUGAAGAGGAUGAUGGGGAAAAAGCUUUAGGUUGGACCGGGGAAGAUCAGGAUAGUGAAAAUGAUGGUGGGGAAAAUGAAGAAUCAUCAGAUGAGGAUUAUGAGGACAAUGUGACCGAAGAAGGUCCAUCUUGGAGAGAGGGAUUGGCACAAAAAGCUCGAGAUGCUUAUCUAAAUCGUCAAGCCAAUUCCCAGAAUAUCAUGAAGCUAGUGUACGGAAUAUUCAGUCAGUCUCAGAAAAAAGGAGCAGAGUCAAAGGACAAUGAGGAACAAAGCGAUGAUGAUGAUGAUGGAGAUGAUCUCUUCAAAGUGGUCAAAGAGAAACAGUCAAAUGCCCAGCGUCAGAAAGAAAUUCAGGAUCGCGAUGAAUGCUGUUUCUUCGAACAAUCCAUGGCCGGACUGAGGGAUUGGACUUUGGAGGAGAAUAGAGCCAUCAUCAAAAAUUGCUUUGUAACUGGAAAGUGGAAGGCUACUGAAGAUGCAGAGGAACUUCUCAAAUUGGACGAUAUGAGUGACGAUGGCAGUGAAGUUUAUGGGGAUUUUGAGGAUUUGGAAACUGGAGAGAAGCAUGAAGAGGUCAAAGAAGCCGAAGAUCCUGAAGUUGCAGAGAAGGAAGAUGCACAGGAAAUCCCUGGAGAGAAGAGAAAAUUUAGCAGAAUUGAAGAGGAAAAUAUGAGUCGGAGGGAAUUAAUGGCAAAAAAACUCAAGCUCAAGGAGAAAUUUGAUGCGGAAUAUGAUAAUCCCGACAAAGAUCAUAAGAUUGUAGGUGAUCACAGUUACUACGACAACUGGAAGGCUGAAACUCAGCGUCAGGCUCAAUUGAAUAAAUCCGAAUUUGCUACUCUAGAUGACGAUUUGCGUGUUCAAAUUGAAGGUUUCCGUGCUGGAAUGUACGUACGAAUGACUUUCCGGGGUGUUUCCUGUGAAUUUGUCCAGCACUUCGAUCCCACUUAUCCUGUUCUCAUUGGUAGUCUCAAUAUGAUUGAGCAGAAUGUGGGCUAUGUGACGUGCAAAGUGAAAAAGCAUCGAUGGUACAAAAAGGUCCUAAAGACUGAAGAUCCUCUGAUUCUCUCCCUGGGUUGGCGUAGAUUCCAAACCCGACCCAUCUAUGCCAAGAUCGAAGAUAAUCUAAAGCAUAGAUUUCUUAAGUAUACCCCAAAUCAUGUGACAUGCAGCAUGACUUUCUGGGGACCUAUUACGCCCCAAAAUACUGGAUUCCUGGCAGUUCAGACAGUUACACAGGAUACAGAGGAGCUCAAGAGAUUGGGAUUCAGAAUUUCAGCUACGGGCUGUGUCACGGAAAUUGACAAGUCCACGCAGAUUAUGAAAAAACUGAAGCUAGUGGGGUAUCCGUAUGAGAUAAAGAAGAACACUGCCUUCAUCAAGGACAUGUUCAAUGGCAUUUUGGAAGCGGCUAAAUUCCAGGGAGCUAAAAUCAAAACUGUUUCGGGUAUUAGGGGAGAGAUCAAGAAACCCCUCAGGAGCCCCGAGGGAGCAGUGAGGUGCACCUUCGAGAAUAAAAUUUUGAAGAGCGAUAUUGUCUUCUGUCGAACAUGGUUUAAGGUAGAAGUUCCCAAAUUCUAUGCUCCUGUUACAUCCCUGAUGAUGCCUCUCGGACAAAAAUCACAGUGGAAGGGAAUGAAGACACUGGGAGAGUUGAAGAGGGAAAGGAAUAUUCAAGCAAUACCUAAUCCUGACAAUCUAUACACGCCCGUGGUGCGCAAGGAUAAAAUGUACAAGCCUCUGGUUAUACCCAAGUCUCUUCAGCAAGCCCUACCGUACAAGUACAAACCGAAGCAUCUCCAGAAAGCUGAAGCUGUGGAACGUGUAGCUGUGAUAAGAACGCCACAGGAACAGAAAAUUUCACAGUUGAUGAAGAUGAUCAAGGCGAGUUACAAUCAGAAGCAGAAGAAGGAGAAGGAAGCUACAGCUCAGCGUUUGGCCAAGUUCAAGAAGGAGAAAAAGGCUGAAGAAAUGAGAAAACUUCAGAAACAGCGGGAAGUGAGGCGAAAAUUGUGUCGGAGCAUGAGUAAGGCACAAAAAUCAAGCGAAAAUAAAAGGAAAUAAAUUUUUAAAAUUGUAGAA
Molecule: messenger RNA, 3499 nt
Organism: Phlebotomus papatasi
Lineage: Eukaryota; Metazoa; Arthropoda; Insecta; Diptera; Psychodidae
Product: ribosome biogenesis protein BMS1 homolog
Exons: 4
Coding region: 107-3481 (1124 amino acids)
Biological process (GO): maturation of SSU-rRNA from tricistronic rRNA transcript (SSU-rRNA, 5.8S rRNA, LSU-rRNA); endonucleolytic cleavage of tricistronic rRNA transcript (SSU-rRNA, 5.8S rRNA, LSU-rRNA); ribosome biogenesis
Cellular component (GO): 90S preribosome; nucleus
Molecular function (GO): GTP binding; GTPase activity; U3 snoRNA binding
Source: RefSeq, a predicted model, not a curated record